CUUUUUUUUGCAGCACACGGACAACGCAUUUCUUUGCUUGGACCGAGGGAGCUGAGUGCCAAUCAUAUUCGACGACUUACAUCCUUCGCUUCACGUCCUGGUCGCCCUAUCGGCAUUUCCCUGGUCGCUUGGCAAAAACUGCGGAUCGCGACUUUUGGCGAUAUUGAUACGAUUUCCAUUUCGAAAAUUUCAAUUCAACCUCACAAACCGAAACCCUUCACUCAGAGAUAUCCCAGCCACAAAACUAAAACUGGCCUCCACUCAACGAGUACGGCUUCACUUUUACGGUGUCAUCAUACAAAUAUACAGCUUUUCAGCAUUCACUCACUGUCACCUCUUACCUUUUGCGCGCCACGCUCCUCACUAUCGACAUUGACAUAUUGCCAGGUCUCGGCCCAUUGGAUUGAGAAAGCCGCGCGUUUCUAAGAGAUCAUUUGCAUGCAAUGAGCGCCGAGCCCGUCGAAGAUGGUCCGAAAAUGGGCUCGGAUGAGUCCCAGCGACUGUUCGCCGAUGAGUUGAAGGCGCUCAUCGCCGGCGCCCGCGAUGAGGCCUCAGUCACCCAGGAUAAUGACCAAGAUACUAUACAAGUCAACGGACAGCCAAGCUCAAAAGACCAAUCAGACAUCAUAAUACAACCUCAGAUCGAGCAAGAACCAAAGAAAGAGCCGACUUACGUAAUGAGAAAGCCAAACGACCAGCAGCAAGAGGCACAAGCCGCGGAGCCAACAGUGAAUCAAGAGCCGGCUUCGCCAUCACGAAAACGUCCGAGCCCGGGGGACGAACCAGAAUCAUCACCAAAACCUGUCAAGAAGGAAGCGAAGCAAUGUGGUGUCUGUCAAGCGCAGCCAGGGAAGUACAGGUGUCCGCGCUGCCCGCUUAUGUACUGCUCAGUAGCUUGCAACAAGUCCCACAAGGAAAACCACCCCCCUCCUUCCGAGGUACAACCCAAGCCAUCCACCAACACCCAGCAGCAGCAGCAGCAGCAACAACAACAACCCCAACCCAUCGACACCGACCCCCUAGCCUUCCUCCUGCCCCACGCUCACCACAUCACCCGCCUUCUAUCCAAAUACCCCCACCUUGAGUCUCGCCUCAACCACAUCCUAUCUCAAACUCUCCCGCCCGCCAACAACCCCAACGGCCUUCCUGUCGACCCCAACACCGGCUUCGCCACCACCGCCUCCGGCCUCCCCGUUCGUGUAAACGUCCCCGGCUACGCCUCCUCUUCGGGGAAGUCCUAUUUCAAGAAAGACACGCAGCCCUGGUCUAGGGAAGUGGGAUUGCGUCGCGGGGCUGCGGCUUUGAGGAGCGCGAGGACGGAUCCGAGUGAGACGGGAGAUGGGAUCAGGGAACUUUGUGAGACGGUGCUUUGGCUGUUGAAUGGUCAGGAAAGGGGGGAGUUGGCUAGGCCUAGUGGUAAUAGUAAUGGUGUUGGGACGAGUAGGAGGGAUGUGACGCAGCUGGUUAGGGAGGAAGUUGUCAAGGAGGAACAGGAGGUGGUCAAGAGGUUGUUGGAGGAGGAGAUUAAGGGGGAGGGUGGGGAUCGAUGAAUGGCAAACACCCUCGGAAGAGGAUAGCCAUGGAGAGAUGGAUGCUGAAGCUUCCUAAUGGGAGCGGAAGACAUGUGAUGAUUAACGAACAAACGGGGGACCAACAUGGAGUGAGGGAAGCAGGAGUCAAAGGGGUCGUUGCCGCUAAACUGCGUGGUUGGACCCAACGAAUGGAUGUCCUUGCCCACGAUACCUGUCUGAACAGCAAACAUCGGAAAAAGGGUAAGGAAAGGAAAAAGUGACGGACCGAAGCAGUGAUGGUCUUAACGCCAACUUUGUUUAGAACGGCUGGCUGGCUGUUGGAAACAUGUACACACAGCAAGGAAGUAAGCGGUUAUAAGAAGAGGUCAUGGCUUUCAAGUGCCAAAAAAAGAUACCCAGAGAGGAUAAGGAUUUAUUGUCAUGGAUAUAUUGUGUAUGAGUUUUCGGGUCACUGAGCAUAUCCGCGCUCAUAGGGCCGACGCAACUGCACCAGUCUUCGGAACGGGAGUGACUUGGUAGUUAUGGCGCGGUUGGUGAUGGGACCUUUCCUUAACCCCCUUCUCCUUGACUACUCUCAAGUAACCGCAUCAAGGAGGGGCGGCUGGUUGGGUAGACUGGGGUCUUCACUUAAUGUGAAAAUAAAACCACAGUGGAUCACUAGGCUUUGCACGACCUCCCGAGCGCGG
Messenger RNA from Neurospora crassa OR74A, 2218 nucleotides. RefSeq lists its product as hypothetical. The record is from RefSeq and is a predicted model, not a curated record. Lineage: Eukaryota; Fungi; Ascomycota; Sordariomycetes; Sordariales; Sordariaceae. Bases 444 to 1550 code for a protein of 368 amino acids. The transcript has 2 exons.